Molecule: messenger RNA, 1513 nt
Organism: Leguminivora glycinivorella
Lineage: Eukaryota; Metazoa; Arthropoda; Insecta; Lepidoptera; Tortricidae
Product: nucleolar protein dao-5-like
Exons: 2
Coding region: 15-779 (254 amino acids)
Source: RefSeq, a predicted model, not a curated record
UUGAGAACUUUCUCAUGAAAAUUUCCGUGUUAACAAUCAUUUUGUUUGUGUUAUCGGUGACCGCAACCACAAGCGCUGUCCCGCUAAAACCAGUCACAAAUUACGACCCGUUAAUAUUUAUAUCAAACCCCAUAGAAGCUAACUUACCCAGCCACUGGAUGCCACUAAGCAUUGCUAAAAUUGCUCUUAACAAACCAGUGGAAAACAAUGGUAAUAGAGUUCUUAAACUCCCAAUACUCUAUGAGAGAAUAAGCACAUUAGUACCUACUACUAAGGAACCUAAAACGCCGAAAACUACUACUACUAAUGAUGAUGAUGAAGUAAUAUAUCCUAAAUCAGUGCCUACUAAGACACCAAUUCCAAAUAAAACGCCCAACCCUGGCUACAAAACAACUAAUAAAAGAGCUGACGAAGUUGUAAGGCCUACUCAGAAACCAAUUGAAAACAAAACACCUAGAACUGGUUCCAAAACAAGUAAUGAAGAGGCCGAUGAAGACAAAAACUCUAAAAUAAGGCCUACCAAGAAACCAAUUAGAAACAAAACGCCCGAAAAAGCUGACGAAACAAGUAAUGAAAAAUCUGAUGAAAAUAUAUGGCCCGAUAAGGAACAUUUUAAAAAGAAAACACCCAAAACUGCAAACAAAACAAAUAAUAAAGAAACAACAACAACAGCAGAACCAGCACCAGAAUCAGGAACAGAAAUGAAAAAAAAGCGUAGAACAACAUCGAAACCACAAGAGUUCGGUUUGGAUACCGUUAGUAACCCUAUAAACGGAUAAAGCUAGUAAUAAACCAAGGCUCGGAACCGGUUUAUUUUUUACCGGUUAAAACCGGUUUAUUUAGAUUUUACUCCGAACUUUGUAAAGAACGCGAACGUUAUGAGAACUUUAUUUUAACCGAAAUAAACCGGUUUAUUCGACGAGCGGCGAGACGCACCGGCGUCGUGUAAGUACAUACGUUCACACGACGGCUUUUUUGUUUGGUUAGAAUAUUAAUUACCUAUUAUGCCACGGAAUAAACCGGUUUAUUUUGUUUUGAACCGGUUAAUCGAACGAAACCUUUAUGAAAGCGUUCCCCUUAAAACCGGUUUAAAAAUAGCGGUUUUUCGAGCGAAAACGAAAUUUAAAGGUUUUGCCGCAUGUACAUGAUAACGGUUUGGUUUAAAUUUAACCGGUAUCCGAGCCCUGUAAUUAUCCCGAUGUUGUACCUAUCUUUAAAAAAACAGUGAUAUAAUUUAAAAUCUAAAUUAUUUAUUUUCCUACUACUAUUACGAAUACCUAUACGAAUACAAGACUAAUUAUGAAAGGCUACUUAUUCUUGCACCGAACGGUACACUAUAUGGCCCAAAAGCCCGAUCUGGGGGGACAAAAAGGGUUGGGUCACUUUGAUUCUUUAAUAGUACUUGCAAAAACGAUUGCAUAUGACCUGAUCAUGAUUCCGUUGACCAUUUUGCGUGUAAAUCCACCAAUAAUUGAUAAUUUAUCCGGAAGUGUCAUAAUGAUUAAAUUUCCGU